AUGAACGCGCCUGAUCGUUUCGAGCUCUUCCUGCUCGGUGAAGGCGAGAAGAAGAUCGAGGAGAAUGUCUUCUCUGGCAUGUCCAACACGUCCGACUUCGUCAUCAAGAAGGAGGACCACACUCUCGGCAACCUCCUGUCCGAGCACCUGAAGAUGCACAAGAACGUCCUGAUGGCGGGCUACAAGAUCGCGCAUCCAAACGUCCCCGAGAUGUUCAUUCGAGUCCAGACAGACGGCACCAUCACCGCCAAGGACGCCUUGGUACAGGUCAUCAAGAAGCUCAUGCAGGACCUAUCCCACCUCAGUCGCGAGUUUACUCGUGAGUUCGAGCUUCGUCGCAUGGUCGAGGCCGGCCGUUCGAAUCAGCAGGGCCAGUAA
Colletotrichum fioriniae is the source of this 378-nucleotide messenger RNA. RefSeq lists its product as uncharacterized. Gene Ontology annotation, molecular function: DNA binding; protein dimerization activity. Gene Ontology annotation, biological process: transcription by RNA polymerase II. The record is from RefSeq and is a predicted model, not a curated record. Lineage: Eukaryota; Fungi; Ascomycota; Sordariomycetes; Glomerellales; Glomerellaceae. Gene Ontology annotation, cellular component: RNA polymerase II, core complex.